This is a messenger RNA of Myotis brandtii (Brandt's bat), 1572 nucleotides long. Its product is annotated as mucin-16-like. The transcript has 17 exons. NCBI's taxonomy places the organism in Eukaryota, Metazoa, Chordata, Mammalia, Chiroptera, Vespertilionidae. The coding region runs from base 1 to 1572 and encodes 523 amino acids. The record is from RefSeq and is a predicted model, not a curated record.
AUGUCCACCGAGGCCUAUGUGAGUGUGACUUCAAGAACAACUGCAGUUCCUCUCUUGAUACCUUUUAUUGUCAACUUCACCAUCACUAACCUGCGUUACACAGAGGACAUGGGAAACCUGGGCUCUGAGAUAUUCAAUGCCACUGAAAGGCACCUGCAACAAUUGCUGGGGCCCUUGUUCAGGAACAGCAUCGGUUCCCUCUAUGCUGGCUGCAGAUUGACCUUGCUCAGGGCUGAAAAGGAGGGAGCAAGCACGACAGUGGGUGCGAUCUGCACCCACUACGCAGAUCCCACAGGCUUCAGGCUGGACAGGGAACAGCUGUACUGGGAGCUAAGCCGGCAGACCCAUGGUGUCACUCGGCUGGACCCCUACACCCUGGACAGCAAUAGUCUCUUCAUCAGUGGUUAUAACCAUCGAUACUGGAUCCCCACCACCAGCACUCCGGUGACCUCCACAUUCUCUCCAGGACCCGCAGCAUCUCUGAGCCCCACCCCUAGCUCUACAGAUGUGGGCCCAGCCCCAGUGCCUUUCACCCUCAAUUUCACCAUCACCAACAUGCUCUACACCCCAGACAUGAGGCUCCCAGGCUCUGCGAAGUUCAACUCCACUGAGAGGGUUUUGAAUCACCUGCUUGGUCCUUUGUUCAAGAACACCAGCAUUGGCCCACUGUAUUCUGGCUGCCAACUGGCCCUGCUCAGGACUGAGAAAGAUGGGGCAUCAACUGGAGUGGACACCAUCUGCACGUACCAUCCUAACCCCAUAGGCCCUGGACUGGACAUAGAAGAGUUGUACCAAGAGCUGAGUCAGCUGACCCAUGGCGUCACCCUGCUGGACACCUACACCCUGGACAGAGACAGUCUCUAUGUCAAUGGUUAUAAUUAUCACAACUGGACACCUGCCACAAGCAGUGUGAGCCCUUCUCUGGUGUCCUUCACCCUCAACUUCACCAUCACCAGCCUGCGCUACACAGAGGGCAUGGGGAACCCGGGAUCUGAGAUAUUCAACAACAUGGAGAGAAUCUUGAAUCGCCUGCUCAAACCAUUGUUCCAGAACAGCAGUAUUGGGCCCUUCUAUUUUGGCUGCAGAUUGACCUUGCUCAGGCCUGAAAAAAAUGGAACAACCACUGGAAUUGAUACUGUCUGCACAUACCAUUCUGACUAUGUGGAUCCUAAGCUGGACAGAGAGCAGCUGUACUGGGAGAUGAGCCGUGGGACCCAUGGUGUUACCCAGCUGGGCUCCUUCACAUUGGACAAGGACAGCCUCUACAUCAAUGGUUAUACCCAUCAGACCUCAGCCUCCACCCCCAGUGCUACCGUGACCUCUACUCUCUUCCCAAGGACUUCGCUGGUACCAACCCACUUCUUCAGCUCCACAGCAGCUGUUUCUUUCCUGGUGCCAUUCACCCUCAACUUCACCAUCACCAACCUGCACUAUGAGGAGGACAUGCAGCACCCGGGCUCCAGGAAAUUCAACACCACAGAGAGGAUCCUGCAGGGUCUGCUCAAAUCUGUGUUCAAGAAUAGCAGUCUGAGAUUACUCUAUGCAGGCUGCAGACUAGCCUCGCUCAGGUGA